Messenger RNA from Aspergillus versicolor CBS 583.65, 1233 nucleotides. Its product is annotated as agmatinase. The record is from RefSeq and is a predicted model, not a curated record. Gene Ontology annotation, molecular function: agmatinase activity; metal ion binding. NCBI's taxonomy places the organism in Eukaryota, Fungi, Ascomycota, Eurotiomycetes, Eurotiales, Aspergillaceae. Bases 18 to 1151 code for a protein of 377 amino acids. The transcript has 4 exons.
CUUCACUCAAGACAACCAUGAAGUUCUACACAGCUCUGUUGGCCUUUGGCCAAAUUGCCUACACCGUCAAUGUCGGGCCCGACUACCAGCAUCCCAUUGAAGACCUCGACAAGGAUCUCCCCUUCUCGCAGCCCGUCACAUUCGCCCAUCUCGAAUGGCAGCGCUGUCUCGCCGAGUCACACAAUACACCCAUCGACAUCGCAGUCCUAGGCUUCCCCUACGACACCAGCACAUCCUACCGCCCCGGCGCCCGCUUCGGACCACGCGGUAUCCGCGCCGGGUCGUCGCGCGAGAAAAAAGGCCGCAGCUACAAUACCGUCUGGGGGGUUGAUCCAUUCGAAGAAGACCUAUCUAUUAUCGACUGCGGCGACAUCCCGAUCACGCCCUUUGAUGCCGCACAUGCAUUCAAACAGAUGGAACAAGGAUACAGACAGGUCCUGCACCAUGAGACGACAUCCAACGGAAGUAAAGCGGGCUGGACGCAUCCUCGCAUUGUGAGUCUGGGCGGGGAUCACUCGAUUGUUCUUCCGAUCCUGCGCUCGCUGAAGACUGUCUACGGGCCUAUUUCUGUUAUCCAUCUUGACUCGCAUUUGGAUACUUGGGAUCCGUAUGAGGGGUAUACGGGCAUUGCGUCGGAGCAGAGCGCUAUCACGCACGGGACGUUCUUCUGGCAUGCCAGUCGGGAGGGAUGUAUUAAGAAAGGAGCGAGUGUGCAUGGUGGGCUUCGCACCAAGUUAUUCGGGCCGAAGGAUUAUGAGAUUGAUGAGAAGAAUGUUGGGUUCCACCGCAUUGAGGCGCAUGAGAUUGAUGUUAUUGGCGUUGAAGGCAUCGUGAAGCGCACGGUUGAUGUGGUUGGAGAUAACCCGGUGUAUUUGUCUAUUGAUAUUGAUGUUCUUGACCCGAGUAUUGCUCCUGCGACUGGAACUCCUGAGUCUGGGGGCUGGACGACGAGAGAGCUGAAGCGGUAUAUCAAAGGCCUGGAAGGACUCAACCUUGUUGGAGCAGAUGUUGUAGAAGUCAGUCCGCCGUACGAUUCAACUGCAGAGACUACUUCGGUGGCUGCUGCAGAUUUGAUCAUUGAUAUCCUGGCGGCGAUGACCAAAAACAAGAAGGGCGUUGCUGUUCGGUCAGCAGGCAAAGAUGAGCUGUGAUACCAUGACAGAUGGCAGGCACUUAACGAUAGAGGACCUUCUUAAGCUAAUACCUAGCUAUGAAUGGAAAUAUCCACACGAU